Molecule: messenger RNA, 3210 nt
Organism: Vidua macroura (Pin-tailed whydah)
Lineage: Eukaryota; Metazoa; Chordata; Aves; Passeriformes; Viduidae
Product: protocadherin gamma-B5-like
Exons: 2
Coding region: 1-2829 (942 amino acids)
Biological process (GO): homophilic cell-cell adhesion
Cellular component (GO): plasma membrane
Molecular function (GO): calcium ion binding
Source: RefSeq, a predicted model, not a curated record
AUGGCGUGGAGGAAAAAGCAGACAGGGGAGCUCUGUGUUGGCGCGGCGGCGCCUCCGGGUGCCGCUGUUGGCCGCCGCCGAGCGGCGCUGGAGCCGCCGCCGCCGCCGCCGCAGCGUCCUGCCCCCGCAGGCUGCUCGCUCGCCCGGCGCCGGCCACAGCGGCAGCGGCUCCGCCACCAGCAGCAGCAGCAGCCGCGGCGGCGGCGAGAGGCGUCCCGAGCGGGCUGGCUGCGCUGCGGCGGCCCCUGCGCUGUGUGGCGAGAGCGGCUGGAAGGGAGGCAGGGCAGCGGCGGGAGGCAGGAGCGCGGCGAGCGCAGGCGGCAGAGAAUGGCGGUGAGGCGGCGGCAGAGGCGCGGGCCGGGCGGCGGGCGAGCGCUGCUGGCCGCGCUGCUGCUGUGCGUGUGGUGCCGGGCGGCGGCCGAGCGGGUCCGCUACGCCAUCCCCGAGGAGCUGGGCAGAGGCUCGCUCGUGGGGCCGCUGGCGCGGGACCUGGGGCUCAGCGCGGACGAGCUGCCGGCGCGCAAGCUGCGGCUGAGCGAGGAGAAGCAAUUCUUCACGGUGAAUGAGGAGAACGGGAACCUGUACGUGAACGAGAGGCUGGACCGGGAGCAGAUGUGCGGCGAGUCGGCGACCUGCUCUGUCAGCUUCGAGGUGCUCUUGCACAACCCGCUGAACAUUUUCCACGUGGAGGUGGCGAUCGAGGACGUGAAUGACAAUUCCCCGGCCUUCAGCAAGGCUGUUCUGGACCUCGAGAUCGGUGAAUUAAUCCCUCCCGGUGCUCGGUUUCCCCUGGAGAUGGCGCGAGAUGCAGACUUAGGUAGCAACUCACUGCUGACUUAUCAGUUAACCAGCAAUCCCUCAUUUCUACUGUCUAUGAAGGAAAAGCCGGGUGGAAAGAAGCAGCCAGAAUUAAUACUGGAGAGAGUACUGGACCGGGAGAAGCAGAGCUCCUUUGAUUUGCUGUUGAUGGCGGUAGACGGCGGGGAUCCCGCGAGGUCUGGGACUGUUCAGGUUCGCAUCAAUGUGACAGAUGCCAAUGACAACUCGCCCGUGUUCAGCAAAAGUCUCUACGAGGCGAAAGUGGCAGAGAAUUUGCCGGUGGGGUCGUUGGUGCUGCGGGUACGGGCGACGGAUGCGGACACGGGCUCUAACGGGCAGGUCUCUUACUCUUUUGGAAGCGUCCCGGACGUUGUCAGAGCGUUGUUCACUAUCGAGAGUGAGAGCGGGGAAGUUAGAACAGCGGGUCCUCUCGAUUUCGAGGAGAAGAAUAAAUACAUCUUUGGCAUAGAGGCGACUGACGGCGGCGGUCUCACUGAUCACUGCGAAGUGCAGAUCGACGUCACCGACGAGAAUGACAACACCCCGGAGAUCACGAUUCUGUCCCUGUCGAAUCCCGUGCCCGAGGAUGCCCCGAGUGGCACCGUGGUUUCCCUGCUGAAAGUGCGGGACCGGGACUCUGGGGAGAACGGUCAGGUGUCGUGCGAGCUGUCGGGAGAGGCGCCGCUGUCGAUCGUGGCGUCCUCGGGCGGCUCGUACAAGGUGGUGACAGCGGGCGCGCUGGACCGAGAGCAGGCGUCCGAGCAUCGCGUGACGGUGGUGGCCCGGGACCGGGGCAGGCCGGCGCUGUGGAGCAGCAGGGAGCUGGUGCUGGAGGUGUCGGACGUGAACGACAACGCGCCGGUGUUCGAGGAGGCGGCGUACAGCGCGUACGUGGCGGAGAACAACGCGGCGGGCGCGCUGGUGCUGCGCGUGCAGGCGCGGGACGCGGACGCGGGCGCCAACGGGCGCGUGAGCUACUGGCUGGCGGGCGGCAGCGCGGGCGCGGCGGGCGCGGCGCCGCUCGUGUCGGUGGAGGCGCGGAGCGGCGCGCUGUACGCGCAGCGCUCCUUGGACUACGAGCAGUGCCGCGAGUUCACGGUGGCGGUGCGGGCGCAGGACGGCGGCUCGCCGGCGCGCAGCUCCACGGCCACGGUGCGCGUCUUCGUGCUGGACCGCAACGACAACGCGCCGCGGGUGCUGUGGCCGGCGGCGGCGGCAGCGGCGGCGGGAGAGGCUGCGGGAGGGGCGGCGGCUCCUUUCGAGGUGGUGCCGCGUUCUGCCGAGGCCGGCUACCUGGUGGCCAAGGUGGUGGCGGUGGACGCGGACGCGGGGCGCAACGCGUGGCUGUCGUACGAGCUGGUGCAGGCGUCGGAGCCGGCGCUGUUCCGCGUGGGGCUGCACAGCGGCGAGGUGCGCACGGCGCGCGCCGUGUCCGAGCGGGACGCGGCCAAGCAGCGGGUGGUGGCCGUGGUGAAGGACCACGGGCAGCCGGCGCUGUCGGCCACGGCCACGCUGCACGUGGUGCUGGCCGAGAGCUUGCAGGAGGCGCUGCCGGAGCUGAGCGAGCGGGCGGCGGGCGCCGAGGCGGCGGCGGCGGCCGAGCUGCAGUUCUACCUGGUGCUGGCGCUGGCGCUGCUGUCGGCGCUCUUGGUGCUGAGCGUGGCGCUGGCCGUGCUGGCGCGGCUGCGGCGGGCCGGGCCGCCCGCCGUGCUGCGCUGCCUGGGCGCGCAGCGCUUCUCGCUGGCCGGCGCCGCCUUCCCGGCCGACUUCUGCGAGGGCACCUUGCCCUACUCCUACAACCUGUGCGUGGCGGCGCCGGCCCGCGCCGUGCCCGAGGCCGCUUGGCCGCCGCCGCCGGUGCCCAUCCUGUCUGCGGAGGAGCUUCUGGGCGGGGAUUCCUGCGAGAAGCCGAGUCCCAGCAGCAGCGCCCCGGCGGGAGAGCCGCUCGCUAAUCCCGAUGUACCUCAGGUGUGUAAUUUCCCACGCUCUUUUUCUGUGAGCCUUUUUUGAAUGAGCGUCGUGGUGGCAGCAGGCUCUUUAGUUUACUUCUUUGUUGCUGCGGUUAUUGCCGUUUCGUAUUUUCAUGACGCGUGAAAUGAUUAUGUCUCGUGUCUAUUUUCGCUGCAGCCCAAGUGAUAUGGCGCUUCCUGCCUCUUAAGAUGUGGUGAAAUUCUUAUUUCUCUUCAUUUGUAGCUUCUGUUUAGUUUCUGUGGCAAAUUCUGCCUAGCUUUCUGCUGUUGUCUUCAAUGUUUUAAAAUUUAAGAAACAUCUUUACUUUUCCUUUUUUGAUUGUUGUUUCUCUGCACAGUAUACUUGAGCCUGAUAGAAAAGCUAGGAACAAAAAGCCGUUGCUAAAUGUAGUUUUGAUAUUGUAGUGCCAAAGGAAGUUUG